CGCGUACAACAUGAUAGUCGUACAUUUUGCGCGCUACCGGCGUGCUUGUAGGUCGUCGUUUGAUAGUUCGCCCGUUGUCGUCGUCCGGUGGCCGGUCGUCACCAUCGUAAUUCGCGGUUGUUGUGCCGCAGUACUAUUCGUCGAGUCCGCACCACCGUGUUCGUCUUUGCGAGGACUCCACCGACGACGUCCUUCGUACUUUAUUAUUGUCUUCAAGAAUAUCCCUGUCUCUCCGGCGGCUCAACUCACCCGUGCCAUCGGCUCACUAUAUUCGCUGCAACAGAAAACGUAAAUAGAAGAAAUACCUGUAUCUAGUGCUGUUCUACCGCCUAUAAUAUAGAGCCAAACCUAACCAUGAUUAAAGUAGACGAAUCGGAUCCAGUUGGAGAACUGGAACCUAGUUUUCCUUUUAAAGAUAUUACGAUUCGUAGAGGAGUAGACAUGAAAGAACAUUAUGAACUACAGUCUGAAAUUGGACGGGGGAAAUUUGGUACAGUUUUUAAAUGUCGAGAAAAGGCUACAAGUCUUAUGUUGGCUGCCAAAUUUGUCGGUAUUGCACACAAACAAGAUCGCCGAAACGUAGAAAGGGAAGUAGAAAUAAUGUGUGAACUUCAACAUCCGAGAUUGAUACAACUUUACGAUGCGUUUGAAGCAAAUAAUGCGAUGUGUUUUAUUUUAGAACUUGUCGAGGGAGGUGAAUUAUUUGAACGAGUGAUUGGUGAUGAUUUUGUAUUAACUGAAAAAGCUGUGACGAUUUUUAUGCGUCAGAUAUGUGAAGGGGUACAGUUUAUUCAUUCAAAAAAUAUACUUCAUCUCGAUCUUAAGCCAGAAAAUAUACUUUGUUUGACUAAAACUGGAAAUCGUAUAAAAAUCAUUGAUUUUGGUUUAGCCAGAAAAUUUAAUCCAGAAAAUAAACUUCAAGUACUAUUUGGCACACCAGAAUUUGUUGCGCCAGAGGUAGUAAACUUUGAUGCUAUUGGUUUCGGUACAGAUAUGUGGUCUGUUGGGGUAAUUUGCUAUGUAUUAUUAUCGGGUCUGUCACCGUUCAUGGGAGAAACCGAUGUGGAAACAAUGGCAAACGUAACAAUUGCUCAAUAUGAUUUUGAUGACGAAGCAUUCGAUUCGAUAUCCAACGACGCAAAGGACUUCAUCAAAAAGCUUCUUGUUAAAGAUCACAAGAGCCGUCCGAGCGCAACGGAAUGUUUAUCUCACCGGUGGCUGCAAAAGAAAAAACCGAAGAAAAUGGUGCGCAAGAGUACUAGUAAAGUCCUGACGAAACUACCAGUAGAAGAAGUAACCGUGAAACAGCAACCAUUGCAAUUACCGGUCGAUCAUCAAGAUGAGUCGCCGUCGUUAGACGUGAGCAAAGACAACCUGAAAGAGUUUUGCAGCAAGUCGCGCAGCCUGUCUCCGGCGGACGUAGCCUUGGUGACGGUACCGAAUUUGACGCGGCUGAGAUUCCAAAAGGAUAAAAAAUCGUCGUCCGCGAGUCAGGGCUGCGAGAAUGACAACGAACAAGGAUUAUUGGCAGUACAACCGAUUUGUACGCGGAAAACCGACGAAGCACCAUCACAAGCCAUUUCCGUAGCGCAAAAACAAGAUACGACACCUGAAAUGGAAAAGAAGACGAGUCUUGCGCCACAACUUCAGGCCACUUCCGAAGUGCACCAACGCGUCGUGACUUCCGGUCAGCAGCAGCAGCAGCAGCAGCAGCAACAGCAACAGCAACAGCAGCAAAAGGACGAACCGGAAACGCGAAAAACUAGCUCGCCCGUCACAUCCUGUUCGGCAGCCGACGACGCGCCUCGGUUAAACGUGACGGGAGGCCAACAAACGUGGUUGGACUGCUCGAAUCUCAGCAACAGCAGCUUCCUCCGACGGUCGUCCGACGUGUCGUACAUGCUGUCCAGCUUCCGGACGACCACGACGACGAUGUCGACUUCCGGGUUUCUGGGUGCGCCGGGACUGCAGGGACUCUCGGAACGGUUACAGGACCUGCAGUCAAUGUUCGACGACCGCGACCGACCUGCGGUAGAAGGGGGUGGCAGCCUGCACAAGUUACUGUUGAACAGGCAGCACCUGACCGCAGCCGCUGUCGACCGCAAGCCGAAGUUCAAGAUGUCACAGCUGAAUCGCGAUGUGCCUUUUGGGUCACCGCCGCCCGCGAGCAAUCUGCUGUACUACAUGACCUCGUCGUCUUCGUCGUCUUCGUCCUCGUCGUGCCGGUCCGCGCCUCACAGUAAACGCACGUCCCCCGAGCACGAGACGGUUUCCGCCAAAGAAAUAUUGCUCAAAUUGUUCUACGGCGGUGGCGGUGGUGCUGACAAGGCACCCGAGUCCAAAGUGUCCACUUGAUGCUCACACACGCCUUACCCGUGUGCAAGUGGAUAAUAAUAAUAAUAAUAAUAAUAAUAAUUAUUAUUAUUAUUAUUACUAUUGUUGUACUUGUUGUACCCACCUGAAUGUGUCCAUCGAUUCAUCAACUGUACAUAACCGCUUGUCUGUUACUUGAUUUUUUUUUUCAUCAACGAAUUCGACAAUGUAACCAUAUAGGUAUGUAUGGGACGUGUGCGGUUUAACUCUGUCAACCAUUUGUUUGAUUUAUCCUCUCGCACCGAUGAAUACUAGUGUUUAGAAUGUAUUAUGUUCAACGUAUACCUAUACUGGCGGGUUAAAUCAUCUGUUAUUAUAAACACAUGCACACUCUAACAACCACACACAUUUAUAGUUACCAAUUCCUCUUUUCUAUACUGCGUUCUAUUACACUACUCACUUUAACUGUGGGAGCUCGUAUGCAAUUUUUUUCUACUUCAAAGUUGUUUAUACAUAUUUUAUUUUUCGAUUCUGUCAACUUUUAAAACAUAAAUGAUU
Molecule: messenger RNA, 2871 nt
Organism: Sipha flava (yellow sugarcane aphid)
Lineage: Eukaryota; Metazoa; Arthropoda; Insecta; Hemiptera; Aphididae
Product: death-associated protein kinase 3-like
Exons: 8
Coding region: 355-2355 (666 amino acids)
Biological process (GO): intracellular signal transduction; protein phosphorylation; positive regulation of apoptotic process
Cellular component (GO): nucleus
Molecular function (GO): protein serine/threonine kinase activity; ATP binding
Source: RefSeq, a predicted model, not a curated record